This is a messenger RNA of Oncorhynchus tshawytscha (Chinook salmon), 1972 nucleotides long. RefSeq lists its product as uncharacterized. Gene Ontology annotation, molecular function: metal ion transmembrane transporter activity. The transcript is spliced from 4 exons. Gene Ontology annotation, biological process: metal ion transport; transmembrane transport. Bases 1 to 639 code for a protein of 212 amino acids. Gene Ontology annotation, cellular component: membrane. The record is from RefSeq and is a predicted model, not a curated record. NCBI's taxonomy places the organism in Eukaryota, Metazoa, Chordata, Actinopteri, Salmoniformes, Salmonidae.
AUGCCGCCCCGGGUCCUCUCCAAAUACUACCCCUGCACCUUCGAUAGCGUCCUGACCAGGUGCAUCACGGCCUGGUACGGGAAGUGCUCCGUCCACUAUCGCAAGGCCCGCCAGCGGGUGGCGAAGAAGGCCCAGUACAUCACUGGGAUUGUGCCCCCACCCAUCCUGGACAUUAACUCAAAAUGGUGCCUGAGGAAGUCCUGUAGCAUCAUCAAGGACACCACACACCCCAGCCACGAGAUGUUCACUCACUUACUGUUGAGCAUGAGAAACUUGGCCAUUGGCAUAGGUAUCCAGAAUUACCCAGAGGGCCUUGCGGUGAGCCUUCCUCUGCGAGGUGCAGGGAUGUCCACAUGGAAAGCCUUCUGGUAUGGACAGCUCAGUGGUAUGGUAGAACCAAUCGCUGGGUUGCUAGGUGCCGUUGCCAUGGUGCUGGUGGAACCACUGUUGCCAUACGCCCUGGCCUUCGCUGCCGGGGCCAUGGUGUAUGUGGUGGUUGAUGACAUCAUCCCAGAGGCUCAACUCAGUGUCUUGAAGUGGGAACGGUACGUUGGCUUCCUGGACCUCCAUCCUGGGCUUUGUAGUGAUGAUGUCACUGGACGUUGGGCUGGGCUGAGGCUUCGCAUGGAACACCGCUGAUGUCACAGAAUGUUGUCACAGAAUAUGACAAUCACCAGACCUCGAAAGAAGAAAAGGGACCAAAUCUGCCUUUUCUCCAACUGCUUGCUUUUAUUUUAUUUUAUGAUAUGAUUUUUUUUUUAAAUGUUGGAAUUAUAACAUUUUGUGCAUUUCAUCCAACGAUCUGCAUAUCCGUCGAUUCUCAUUUUACACCCAGUCGGCUCAGGGAUUCAAACCAGCGACCUUUCAGUUCCUGGCCCGACAUUUUUAACUGCUAGGCUGCUGUCCCGUGUGCUCCAUCUCGGGCCUCUAGGUCACCAGGCUGCUGGUUAUGGCGAUACACCUGUCAUCAUCGUUAAGCGCACCUACCCGUCGUCAGACUCACCUGGACUCCGUUGCUUCCCUGAUUACCUUCCCUAUACAUGUCACUCCCUUUGGUUCCUUCCCCAGGCGCCAUUGUUUCCGUUUCAGUUUCAUGCCUGUGCAUUGUUCGUGUUUCUUGUUUUGUUUUGUGUUUCGUUUAUUGAUUAAGUCACUCCCUCCCUGAACUUGCUUCCCGACUCUCAGCGCACAUCGUCACAGCUGCUAGCCGCCCUGAUUCUCGAAGAACAUAACUUAUAAAUGCCUCAUGAGCUCAGUGCAAGCGUCGUACCCUAUCAGAACCCAGAAUAUAAUCUUGUUUUACUCCAAUGUUUGUGAACAAUUUAAAUGUAAACAAGCACUGCAUAGCCUCAAAACAUGGUUAAAACUAUUAUUUGGAUAUCAUGGAUGUUCAGUCUUUGCAUCCAUAGCUAUGUUUAUGAAUUUGAGAAGUGGUUCCAUUUCUCCAGCCUUAACCCUCAGCGUUUUACCAAAGCAGUGGUGGGGUUAGGGUUUUGUUAUUGUUUCAACUGCAGAUUGCCCCUUUAGGAUGCUCAACCAAAUAUUUUGUUUUUCUUCUGAAAAUGCAAAGAAUUAUGUUUGAUACUGGAUCCGAAUUAUAAAAUGUGACAAUACUUGAAGAUUGAUGUUUGUAUGACUGGUUUAGAUUGGAACUGAGACAGCCGUGUAUGAAAAGUUGAUAUUUUGUAUUGAAUGUAUCUUUAUGGAGUGUGUGCCAUGGGGUUACGCCUCUAAGGGCUUAUGCCAUUUUGGCUCCAGCUGUGUCGACCACUGCACAGUUGUACCUCAACACUGUGUUUUGAAGGCUAGUUAUGGUCACUGAAGGAAACACAGGGAUCUGUGUCUACAGACAUGUCACGAAUAACCAGCUGAAUGUGUUGGUUUGCCGGAUCUUUGCUCAGAUGAGGAUGUACUGUAAAAUAUUCAGAAAUGGCGCACACCCUGAUUCAUUCAGGAUAGCGUGAUGUUUUCA